Suncus etruscus (white-toothed pygmy shrew) is the source of this 1227-nucleotide messenger RNA. It is a transcript of the gene RHOU, whose product is annotated as ras homolog family member U. The transcript is spliced from 3 exons. Gene Ontology annotation, biological process: small GTPase-mediated signal transduction. Lineage: Eukaryota; Metazoa; Chordata; Mammalia; Eulipotyphla; Soricidae. The coding region runs from base 197 to 964 and encodes 255 amino acids. The record is from RefSeq and is a predicted model, not a curated record. Gene Ontology annotation, molecular function: GTPase activity; GTP binding.
ACUCUGCUGGGCCUUUGUCUGCGCGCCGCACCGUGUGGCCUGGAGCCGCUGCACCCGGGGACCCGGGACCGGGGACCGCGCCCGGCUCGCUCGGUGACAGCUCCUCCCUCCCGGAGGACUCCGGAAGAGAGAGGGAGAGGGGCGGCCGCGCGCGAGCCUUCCCCGUCCGCCGCGCACGGUCCCGGGACGCGUCCCCAUGCCCCCGCAGCAGGGGGUCCCCCCGGCAUUCUCUGGCCACUGCGAGGCGCCGCCCGUGCCGCCUCGCCGGGAGCGCGGGGCGCGCGGGAGCGGAGCCAGCGGGGGCCGGGGGCGCGCUGGAGACGCGGGGCGCGGAAUCAAGUGCGUGCUGGUCGGAGACGGCGCGGUGGGCAAGACGAGCCUGGUGGUGAGCUACACGACCAACGGCUACCCCACCGAGUACAUCCCGACGGCCUUCGACAACUUCUCGGCUGUGGUGUCUGUGGAUGGGCAGCCUGUGAGACUCCAGCUUUGUGACACUGCAGGACAGGAUGAAUUUGACAAGCUUAGACCUCUCUGCUAUACCCACACGGACAUCUUUCUGCUCUGCUUCAGUGUUGUGAGCCCCUCAUCUUUCCAGAAUGUCAGUGAGAAGUGGGUGCCAGAGAUUCGAAGUCACUGUCCCCAAACCCCUAUUAUUCUUGUUGGAACCCAGUCGGAUCUCAGAGAAGAUGUUAAGGUGCUCAUUGAGUUGGAUAAAUGCAAAGAGAAACCAGUGCCUGAAGAGGCAGCUAAACUGUGUGCAGAGGAGAUCAAAGCUGCCUUCUACAUUGAAUGCUCAGCCUUGACUCAAAAAAACCUCAAGGAAGUCUUUGACGCAGCCAUUGUCACUGGCAUUCAGUAUUUGGAUACUCAGCAGCAGCCAAAGAAAUCCAAAAGCCGGACUCCUGACAAAAUGAAGAAUCUUUCCAAGUCUUGGUGGAAGAAGUACUGCUGCUUUGUGUGAUGCUGACAGGAAACCUAAAAAUGCAACUUUCCAGAUGAAACUGCUAUUGGAAGCUAUAUUAGCUGAAGUGACUCCUUUCUACUGUAGAGAAUUUGUAUAGAAAAUGUGUAUAUAUGUUACAUAUACACAUUAUAUAUGUGUUUAUGUAAUAGAUGUAUUACAAAUGGAGGUCUCAAUUUCUGUCUUCUUUUCUGACUGAUUUUCUUGUUUAAAUUUAGGAAUUAGGUGCUUAAGCAGAAUAUUUUUGAAAUAAUAUAAACAUU